AGGUUCUUUCGGUUCUAUGUCCUUCACGAAUGUAUGAUACUUGUGCCAUGAUUUUGAGAAUACUUGUUCGUCUGCUGUUUGUUCUCAUGGGUUUAUCAGUACAAGAAAUCACGAAUUGUGUGUGAAAUAUGGAAAUAGAUCCAGGAACCAAAGAGGAAUAUAGUAUCAUUCAUUAUGGUGAAAUGUGUGGUUCAAAGUUAUACUAAAGAAAUAAUUCUCCAUUUGAUAUCAGUAUGAUCUUGCAUGGUGUAGGUUGCUAAGGUCAAUGAGAUACCUUCUGGUAAGCUUUAUUCGGCGCCUACCACUCCUUCAACUCUUGAAGACACACUUGAAACAGUGUCAACUGAUUCAAAGUAAACCUUUGUUCGAUAGUCGUUGAAAAUGCCAUCUUUUUAGGUGAGAAGAAGAUGGUCAAGGUCGGCGAACAAGAGGUUCUCCUUGUCAACCACGAGAACACAAUCUAUGCCCUCAAUCCUAAGUGUCCUCACCUUGGACUCAGUUUGAAGUCGGGCAAGAUCACAGACGAUGGACAAGGACCAGUCAUCACUUGCAAGUUUCACCAGAGCAAAUUUAACUUGAAGACUGGAGAGUGCGCUGCCUGGAGUCAGAGCUUUCUUGGAAUUCCAGGAACAGGCAUCAUUGGGGGAGUGGUCGGGAAUAUGGGUGGGCCCAAGCAUUCUCCGGCAACUGUUUAUUCCGUUGAGGUGGAUGGCGAAGGUUCAGUGAUGGUCGACAUUUCCAAGACAGGCCAAUCAGGCUGCAAGGUCUAAUGUUUGGAAAACAUUAAGUGCGACUUUGCAUGGUCAGGCCAAAUCAUCUUUUUGUGUGUCUAUUUACAUAUACUUGACGGGGAGAUUACUAGUCACAGUAUGACGUUCUCGCUUGUAAUCGGAGUUCUGUUGCAUUCUAGAAAUUCUCUUUUUCAACGAAUAAAUCAGAAAAAAAUCAA
This is a messenger RNA of Guillardia theta CCMP2712, 949 nucleotides long. RefSeq lists its product as hypothetical. Gene Ontology annotation, molecular function: 2 iron, 2 sulfur cluster binding. The transcript is spliced from 4 exons. NCBI's taxonomy places the organism in Eukaryota, Cryptophyceae, Pyrenomonadales, Geminigeraceae. Bases 408 to 770 code for a protein of 120 amino acids. The record is from RefSeq and is a predicted model, not a curated record.